AUGGCGCCGCUGCGCCUGCUCCUCCUCCUCCUGCCGCUCCUUUGUGCAGCCGUCGCCGCUGGCGGAGAGACGCGCGGGGCGGCGCGGAGCUGCGCGGAGAGCCGGCAGGCGCUGGCCGGGCGCGGCUUCGCCCUCGCCUCGCUGCCGCCCAGCCUCAUCUCCGGAGAGCACCUGCGCAUCUGCCCCCAGGAGUACACCUGCUGCGCCAGCGAGACGGAGGAGCGUCUGAGUGAGCAGAGCUGGGGGGACCUCCAGGGCCUGGUGGGAGAGGCGGCCGGCUUCCUGCUCAGCACCCUCGGCUCCCGCCAGCGCCGCUUCCACGACUUCUUCCGGGAGCUCCUGGCUGGGGCAGAGCAGUCCCUCCAGGCCAUGUUCACUCGCUCCUAUGGACACCUCUAUGCCCAGCAUGCCCGCCUCUUCCAGGGGCUCUUUGUGGAGCUGCGGCGCCACCUGCAGGGAGCACGACCCGGCCUGGAUGAGGCCCUGAGCGACUUCUGGGCCCGCCUGCUGGAGCGGAUGCUGCCCCUGCUCAACCCCCAGUACAGCUUCCCCGAAGGCUACCUGGAGUGUGUGGGGCACCAGGCAGAGGGGCUGCGGGCCUUUGGGGACAGCCCCCGCCAGCUCCGCCUGCAGGUGACCCGUGCCUUCAUUGCCGCUCGAGCCUUUGUCCAGGGCCUGGCAACCGGACGAGACGUGGUGGUGCAGGCGGUCAAGCUCUCUCCCAGCAGAGAGUGCCGCAGUGCCCACAUGCGCCUCUCCUACUGCCCACUUUGCCGUGGGACUCCGGCCCUCAAGCCCUGCAACGGAUUCUGUCUCAACGUCAUGAAGGGCUGCUUUGCCAGCGCAGCGGAGCUGGACCCUGAGUGGGAGCGCUUUCUCGAUGCUUUGACCCAAUUGGCCGAGCGCCUCGGGGGGCCCUUUAACUUUGAACUGGCGGCUGACUCCAUCGGAGUGAAGAUUUCAGAGGCGAUCAUGUUCCUGCAGGAGCACAGUGUGCAAAUCUCAGCCAAGGUGUUCCAGAGCUGCGGCAGCCCCCGCCCAGCCCCCGCCCGCUCUCGCCGCUCCCCCCGGGAGGAGGCCAAGCGCCGCUUCCGCACUUACUUGCCCGAGGAGAAGCCCACCACUGCGGCAGGAACCAACCUGGACAGGCUGGUGUCGGAUGUGAAGGAGAAGCUGCGUCUCAUGCGUCGCUUCUGGGUGAUGCUUCCCCACACCCUCUGCAGCAACGAGAAGGUGGCCGCUGAUGUCACCAACGAGGACAGCUGCUGGAACGGGCAGGCGAGGGGCAGGUACCUCCCAGAUGUGAUGGGCAACGGGCUGGUGAACCAGAUCAACAACCCCGAGGUGGAGGUGGACAUUUCGCGCCCCGACAUGCCCACGCGGCAGCACGUCCUGGCCCUACGCAGCGCCACCUCCCGGCUGGUGGGCGCCUGCAAUGGGCAGGACCUCGACUUCCAGGAUGCAGAUGAGGACGGCGGGAGCGGCUCAGGGGCUGGGUACAGUGAGGACCGGCUGGCCUUGGGGGCCGGAGCAGGGGGGGCUGGGGUUCCCCCCGCAGGAUCCCGCCCUUCAUCCGAUGCCCGUCCACCUCGCAGGGAGCGGCCUGGGAAGGGCUCCUCCUCCCCCCGACAGAACCAGAGUGGGGGGUGGCCAAGCAGUGGGGCUGGGCUGCCCCCCACAGGGGCCACUUUGCAAGUCAAGGUCUUUGCCCCCCUCUUCCUGCUCCUCCUCCUGGGGCGCUGGUGACCCCUACAGUGGUUUGGCAUCUCAAGUGGCUGACUUUCUUUGGCAUCACCCCUCCCCCAACACCACCAGGAAGGGGGGAACCUCCCUCUGCAUCCAGUCAAAGGGGGGGGGGCUGGGUUGGGGCGCUCAUUCUCCC
Messenger RNA from Zootoca vivipara (common lizard), 1882 nucleotides. RefSeq names its product glypican-6. NCBI's taxonomy places the organism in Eukaryota, Metazoa, Chordata, Lepidosauria, Squamata, Lacertidae. Gene Ontology annotation, cellular component: extracellular region; synapse; cell surface. Gene Ontology annotation, biological process: smoothened signaling pathway; cell migration; regulation of signal transduction. The record is from RefSeq and is a predicted model, not a curated record.